Molecule: messenger RNA, 1993 nt
Organism: Lindgomyces ingoldianus
Lineage: Eukaryota; Fungi; Ascomycota; Dothideomycetes; Pleosporales; Lindgomycetaceae
Exons: 2
Source: RefSeq, a predicted model, not a curated record
UCAUGGCUUCGCUCUCAUUCAGCAAAUUUCUCUUGUUUGCUUUCGUGGUUUUUUUCUCCGUUCGUCGCGUCGUUUCCUUGCAGAUUCCGCACACCUCCCAGAAGCCUCUCAGCCUGAGUGACGAAGCAAGUGAAGAAGAGCUGGAAGAAUAUAUAUACGAACCAUUUUGCCCAGGUACAUACGAUCCCGAACCACUGAGCGACAGUUUAAAUGCUCCGCCUGUUGCCCCUCCGUUCGUUACACAUCAAGGAUUCGACAGAUCGUUCACGGAGUGCAUCGAAUGGCUUGAGAAAAUAGAGACCUCGAUUCAAUUCCAUUAUGGAAUGAAUGACAAUUCUUCAGAAGUCAAUGCUGUGCUUAAUUGUUUAAGAAUAGCUCCAGAGGCAGCUCCAGUGCGUGAGAGGAUAACUGAGAUCUUCAUCGUCUUUCCCUUAUUUGGCGAAACGGACAGCUGGUCGAAAUCUUUGGCACACCUCAUACUAAUUCUUCCAAAUCUCAAAAGCCUAAGGUUUCCUUGCCAGUAUUCCUGGAGGCUUCGAUGGAAGCGCGAACUGUCUCCCAUCAUUAGAGAUGCCUAUCGAAGUGACCUCAUUGGAAAGUGUUACUACUACGACGAGCGCAACAUCAAACAAUUCCCUGAUUGCGAUAUCACUCAGAUCGAAAUGGAGUAUUCGCGAUGCCAAUGCAAUCGCACGACGAGUCAUGAAAACUACCGGGGUUGUUACUUUGGUGAUAAGGGGGAAAACGGGAUUAUAUCUGCUUACAAGUCGCUGAUGACAUGUCCGACUAUCGAGUCAUUAUCCUUUUAUGAACAGCAAAGACACCCUUUGUCAUUCACGUUUCAGGCCGGGGAUCGCUUCCUCUCGAAAGUUAAGCGUAUAAUUCUCAAGUCAUACGAUUGGGCAGCACCUGGUUUGGAUGGACAAACACAAGCCAAGACAUGGGCAUCUGUAAUGGAUUGGAGCCAUGUCGAAGAUCUCACUAUCGAACAUCCUCCUGCGGACUUCAUUUCCACUUUUACAGGACAACUGCCCAGCCUCUCAUCCUUGAGUAUCAUAGCCCCUGAGGUGUGGCAACCAUAUCUGUCCGGCACCAUUCCUAAGACCCAGUGCCAGGACUUCAGCGACCACGGCGAAGACGCAUCAAUGUCACUUAAAGAUCUCUACUUCAAAUUUGCAUCCGCGCUUCCCCCGCUAAAGCGAUUAUCUCUCUUCGGCCUGAACGACCUACUUGCUGCGUUCGUGUCCGUUGUCAGACGCGGAUCGAGCUUAGAAGAACUGCGAAUGCAUAGCUACGAGCACACAACCUGCCCCAACGCAACUGAGGAUAAAUAUAUAUCGGAAACCUCUUUGAAGCUGUUGCAACAGUGGACCCCCAACCUGCGGAUUUUAGAAAUCGAUCUAGAGCAUGACGGGCCGAAAAUACCAUAUACGAAACUCGAUGUUUGCAAGAAAUGGAAGAAGCUGGAAGACGUGACGUUGCGUUUCCCACUCAAAAAUUCUUGGUCGCUAUCCCCAGCUGAUAACACCACCAAAGUCUUCAUGUUUAAUCGAACAAGCAUCUACUCCAUAUUCGAGGAGUAUUUCCCCACGGCUAAAAGUCUGUAUAUCUGGGUCGGAGAAGGAUCCGUGGCUGAACUGGAGUUUUAUCAAGUUCUUGGGGUUGCAGCUGCGGGAUAUCAUUGCUCUCGUAGCGAAGAAGCGGAUGCAGCACCCGAGUGCAGGGUAACUGGGAUGAAUAUGUGUAUCCAAGGACCAGGGAAAUGGGAGAGUGAAGGGUGGAUAGAGACGACGUCUCCUCAGGAUGAAUCCGGAGAGACUGAGACAUGGUAUAUGUAAGAGGACAUGAGAGUAUCCUGUGGCAAAGGGACGUACGAGUCGCAACGAUGUGUUUUGGAUGUCAGAAACCGAAUGUUGAAAGAAACGUCUACUGCAUGCGGAGGACUCUGAUGGAACACGGUAGGGACGUGAUCUACAGCAAAAUCUAUCUUCUC